Messenger RNA from Salvia splendens (bonfire salvia), 2791 nucleotides. Its product is annotated as putative late blight resistance protein homolog R1B-17. NCBI's taxonomy places the organism in Eukaryota, Viridiplantae, Streptophyta, Magnoliopsida, Lamiales, Lamiaceae. The record is from RefSeq and is a predicted model, not a curated record. Gene Ontology annotation, molecular function: ADP binding. The transcript has 3 exons. Bases 131 to 829 code for a protein of 232 amino acids.
ACAAGCAUCACUUAUGGAAUGGCUACACUAUUCAUGAUAAACUAGUUUUUCCUUUAUUUCUAAUACAAACAUAGUCUUCUUCACCUUGCUAGUCUCUGAGACAACUAUAUGUGAAUUGUGAUUGAGAGGAAUGGCUGCCUAUGGCGCUCUAGUUUCUGUGAUGCAUAUUAUAGAUCAAAUUCAAACUCUUCCAAACUCACCAAUUUCCAUUGACCAAAAUCAGGUUGAAUCUCUCACCCAACUUAUUACUUCCUUGCAAAAAUUUCUUGAAAGCUAUUUUCCCCACGGUGGCUACACUGAAGAAGAAGAUGUCUGGGAGUGCCGCAUUGCUGAAGCAGCUUAUGAAGCUGAAGAUGUGAUCGAGUCGUAUAUUGUCGACCAAAUUAGUGCUCGAUCAGAACACUUAAGCUCACCUGAAUUCUAUCAAGGUCUGGAGAAGGUGAUAGAAAACAUGAAUUUGAUCAAGAUUGAGAUUGAUGAGAAGAUGGUUCUCCAAGAUCAACUCCACAUCGUAAAGUCUGUGUACACUGCUGCUGCUGAUGAUGAUGCAGCCUCGUUAAGAUCUGUUUCCGCUGCUCAUAGGGUUACAAUGGUUGGUUUUGAUGAUGUGUUGGAUCAAAUGCUGGACAAGAUCACUGGAGGAGGACUCAAACGCCAAAUUCUCCCGAUUGUUGGAAUGGGUGGGAUUGGCAAGACUACUCUAGCUCGGAAUAUUUAUGUAAGUCCACUUGUCCAACAACAUUUUAAUGUUUGUGCGUGGUCUGCAAUUUCGCAAGAUUAUAAUGCAAGAGAAAUUCUUAGACAAGUUCCUAGUCAUGGUGAUGGAUGAUAUGUGGAAUAUUGAGGCAUGGGAUCAAGUUAGGAGAUUCUUCCCGGAUAAUAAAGACGGGAGUAGAAUAGUAGUGACGACAAGACUAUCAAACUUGGCAUCUCAAAUUAACUACGCCAACGGUUUUGAUCUGAAAUUUUUGGAUGAGGAUGCUAGUUGGGACCUAUUUUGCAAAACUGUGUUCAGGGAAGAAGCUUGCCCUCUUGAGUUGGAGGACGUUGGGAAAAAGAUUGUGAAAGGUUGCAAGGGACUUCCACUCUCAGUUGCCGUGAUAGGGGGGCUUUUAUCAAAAUCUGAACGAACAAAGAAAGUUGGGGAUUGUUUGAAAUAAAUAUAAGUUCAAUUGUGAAUUUGGAUGAUAAUGAGAGAUGCUUGCAAAUAUUAUACAUGAGUUAUAAUAAUUUGCCAGUUCAUUUAAAACCACGUUUUCUCUAUUUUGGAAGAUAUGGUGAAGAUGAAGUGAUUAGAGUAUCUCAAGUCAACCUAGAAUUGGCUGCUGAAGGAUUCAUAAAACCAAUUAGUGGGAAAGUUUGGAAGAGGUAGCAGAAAAGUACGUAGAAGAACUUGUUGAUAGAAAUCUCCUUAUAGUUGAAAAACAGCACCACUAUGGGAAACUGAAAUGGUUAAAAAUGCAUGACUUGUUGAGGGAUGUGUGUUUGAGAGAAGCUCGGAAAUUGAGGUUUCUGUAUGUGUUGGAAGAGCAGAGCAUUCCAGAGGGCAUAUAUCCUAUCGACGUAUUGCAAGCAGCUUACAGCAAUGGGAAUAUCCAACUCAACUCAUUCAAUCUCUGAAAUCCACAGGACCUGUCCGUUCUUAUUUUGGGAGAGCUCCAACGAAUUUAUCAAAUAACUUCAGAUUGUUGAGGGUAUCUAUGUUUGAAGCAUUCCCUGGGGUAGAUUAUGAGAAGAAUUUUCUUAAGCGAGUUAACUCGCAUCUUCUUUUUAUUAGGGUUGUCGAUGGAUUAUACAGAAUUCCUUCCUCCAUCUCUUUUCUCUGGAAUCUGCAGACAAUGAUUAUACAUGACACGUGUAGGAAUUAUGCUUUCGAUCUUUGGAAAAUGCCUCAACUUAGGCACGUUGGAAUCAUCGAGCAAUGGUGGUGGUACAUUUAAUGUCCCCGAUCCUCUCAACGACGAAGAGGAUAUGGUGAUGGAAAACCUUGAGUCACUUUACUGUGUGAACAAUCUCAAGUUUGAUGCGGGGGUGCUAAAAAGAAUCCCCAGACCCCAAUAUCAAAACAUUGAAGUUGUACUAUAUAGGCAUCAGUAGAGGAGAUGAAAUUUGCCAGCUCGAGAACAUUUGUUGCCUCCAAAAGCUCGAAUCUCUUGGCAUCAAGUGUUCUUUUACGCGACAAGUGAGGUUUCCAGAUUCGCUCAAGAAGUUGACAUUGCAAUAUACCCUUCUUCAAUGGGAAGACAUGAAGACAAAAAUAGGUUUGUUACCCCAUCUUCAAGUUCUCAAGCUGAAAACAAGUUCCUUUAUGGGGUUUAAGUGGGAAACAUUGGAAGACCAAUUCUUGAAUCUCAGGUUCUUGCUGAUUCAUGGUUGUGAUCUAGAAUGUUGGAUCACAGACAGCACCCACUUUCCACGCCUUGAGCACCUUCAUCUUGGCUAUAUAGAAACGUUGAGGGAGAUACCUUCAUGCAUGGGAGACAUACCAACACUUAAGUCAAUUAAGUUGUUACGAUGUAGUGAUUCUUUGGUGGAUUCAGCUCGAAAAAUAAAGGUGGAGCAAGAGGAACUCGAAAUGAAGCGCGUAUCAGUACGGACAUACCAUCAGCCACCCAUUCUUCAAGCCUGAGUUCAGUUGCUUCUUCAAACAGGCCAUCCGUGCCACCUCAAGCACGAGGCCCAGACUCAACAUCAAGGUGCCAGACCCCUCUUCUUGGAUUAUGUUUAAGUCGUUCUGUUAUUUCUGUAAUUUAGAUAUUUUUUGAGUCAAAUAAAAUUAUAAGUUCAUUUA